UGGCGAAGGCUGGGCAGGACUAGGCUGGGCUGGGCUAGCUCCUUCUGCCUGGAGCACACCGGUGUGUGUGGAGCCUCCGGAGGCAGCUCAGCAUGGUGGAGUUCGCACCCCUGUUGGUGCCAUGGAGGCGCAGACUACAGACCCUCGCAGUCCUGCAGUGGGUCUUCUCCUUCCUGGCCUUGGCCCAGAUCUGCAUCGCCAUCUUCAUAGGCCUCCUGUUCACCAGGUUCUGGCUCUUCUCUGUCCUAUAUGCCACCUGGUGGUACCUGGACUGGGACAAACCAAGGCAGGGAGGCCGGCCCAUCCAGUUCUUCAGACGCUUGGUCAUCUGGAAGUACAUGAGGGACUAUUUCCCUGUCUCUUUGGUCAAGACGGCUGAGCUGGACCCUUCCCGGAAUUAUAUCGCGGGCUUCCACCCUCAUGGAGUCCUGGCCGCAGGAGCCUUUCUCAACCUGUGUACUGAAAGCACGGGCUUUACCUCGCUCUUCCCAGGAAUCCGCCCUUACCUGAUGAUGCUGACUUUGUGGUUCCGGGCCCCCUUCUUCCGGGAUUACAUCAUGUGUGGGGGGCUGGUCACAUCAGAAAAGGAGAGUGCUGGUCACAUCCUGAGCAGGAAGGGUGGUGGGAACUUGCUAGCCAUCAUCAUUGGGGGCUCCCGGGAGGCACUGGACGCCAGGCCUGGAGCCUACAGGCUGUUGCUAAAGAAUCGCAAGGGCUUCGUCAGGCUCGCCUUGAUACAUGGGGCAGCGCUAUUGCCAAUCUUCUCCUUUGGGGAGAACAACCUGUUUAACCAGGUUGAGAACACCUCUGGCACCCGGCUGCGCUGUGUCCAGAAUCGACUACAGAAGAUCAUGGGCAUCUCCCUCCCGCUCUUCCAUGGCCGCGGUGUCUUCCAGUACAGCUUCGGCCUCAUGCCCUUCCGCCAGCCCAUCACCACCGUAGUGGGGAAGCCCAUCCAGGUGCAGAUGACACCACAGCCCUCAGAGGAGGAGGUGGACCAGCUUCACCAGCUCUACAUCAAAGAGCUAUGCAAGCUCUUUGAGGAACACAAACUCAAGUUCAACGUCCCUGCUGACCAGCAUCUGGAGUUUUGCUAAGCGCUUCUAGCCAGAGGACAGCUGCACCUGAGAGCCUGCAGGAGUGCUGCCACUAGAGGGGACUUCCACAGCCACCCUGAACUCCUACGAACCCAGCCACCUGGCAAGAUGGGAGAGGAGGCAGCCCCUAGCCCUGGAAUUUGCACCUGCAGCCAAAGCUCUGAGAUCUCCCUGUCCUUGGC
Phodopus roborovskii (desert hamster) is the source of this 1279-nucleotide messenger RNA. RefSeq names its product monoacylglycerol O-acyltransferase 2 (gene Mogat2). The coding region runs from base 93 to 1097 and encodes 334 amino acids. Gene Ontology annotation, biological process: diacylglycerol biosynthetic process; triglyceride biosynthetic process. The transcript is spliced from 6 exons. Gene Ontology annotation, molecular function: diacylglycerol O-acyltransferase activity; 2-acylglycerol O-acyltransferase activity. Gene Ontology annotation, cellular component: endoplasmic reticulum membrane. The record is from RefSeq and is a predicted model, not a curated record. NCBI's taxonomy places the organism in Eukaryota, Metazoa, Chordata, Mammalia, Rodentia, Cricetidae.